Messenger RNA from Penaeus monodon (black tiger shrimp), 315 nucleotides. RefSeq lists its product as uncharacterized. Bases 1 to 315 code for a protein of 104 amino acids. The record is from RefSeq and is a predicted model, not a curated record. NCBI's taxonomy places the organism in Eukaryota, Metazoa, Arthropoda, Malacostraca, Decapoda, Penaeidae. The transcript is spliced from 3 exons.
AUGGAAGGUGGGAACACCUGGUGGAAUUAUACAAACAGUAUUAUAUUAAGAGCUGGAAAGGAAAUACUGGGCGAGAGUAGUGGAAAUAAGGAAAUUUGGUGGUUUAAUGGAGAAGUACAAGAGAAAAUGACUAAGAAAGCAGUUGCCAUCGCAAAAUCAGAAGCAUACGACCAUCUGUAUGAAAAAUUAGACACUGAAGAAGGACAGGCUAAGAUAUUCAAGUACUUGAGCGGAGAUGGAGAGCUAAAUGAUCAAGAAGUAGCUGAAAUAGCUAGAGAAGAUGUGAAUGCUGCACUAAAGAAGAUGAAGAAUUGA